AUGCCCAAGAUUACCAUACUAGUCAACAGUCAAAUGGGUCAUAUUUACGGAGUGACAAGUUUGUCCCCAAUUUCGACCAAGUUUUCUUAUGUGCUUUAUCGCCUGUCCACAGAUUCACGUCGCCACCAUCGUUUCAAAGGCCUUACAGUAAUAAACUUCAGGUUUACCGAGAAGGUCCUUCAGAACGAGAUCAACGAGGCGAUUCUCAACUUUCACCUUCAGGAAAUAGAGAAUAGUUGUAAGGACAACACUACCUUCAAUCCUGAGGAACCUUACACAAUCUACAUCCAAGUUAAUAGAAUCACUAGAAAUAGUCAGGGUCAGAAAGCUUCUGUCACUUAUGCGAAUAACUCCGUUAAGCUGAGUGCAGAGGACCUGAAGGUCGGCAGGUGGCUGAAGGUGAAUAUCACAAAUAUGGUGUCGGAGUUCUUCAGACUGCCAAGAGAGAAUUUAGCGAUAGUAGUGAGAGUACAAGACUCAAAGAAUAGAAUGAGCUUGGUUGUACCACAUCCGAGUCCUGAUCCAAAUAAAGCAUCGAUGCCAUACGUAGAAAUAAGUCUAAAGGACAAUUCACACAAACGCGUGAGAAGAACAACAGGGCUGGAUUGUACAGAGAAUUCAAAAGAACCAAGAUGUUGUCGCUACCCCCUCGUCGUCAACUUUGAAGAAUUCGGUUGGGACUGGAUCAUCGCCCCUAAACAAUACGAUGCUAACUACUGUAAUGGGGAAUGCCCCUACAGUUUCCUCCAGAAGUACCCACAUACGCAUAUAGUACACUUAUCGGCCCCUCAAGGCAGUGGUCGCCCCUGCUGUGCUCCUAGAAGAAUGAGUGCGAUCUCUUUGCUUUAUUUCGACCAUGAUUUGAAUAUUAGGUUAGGUACUUUAUCGGGUAUGGUGGUUGAGAGUUGUGGGUGCUCAUAGCUGGUGUUUUUGGUUAGGUUAGGCUUCAAGUUACAAUUUGUCUGCAGCUUUAAAGUAAAUGAUCACAAGAGGAUCCCGGCGAAGUCCUACCUGUUUUUCUAUCGUGGCGCCACUAAUUGCAGAUACAUUUAAAGGAACAACCAAUCGGAGUGCAAAGAACAUUUAUUUAUGCAAACUCAUUUGAUUAUUUUUAAUUGACUACAAUAACAUAACAACAGGAUGUCCCACUGGGAAAAAUUCAAUUCAGCAACAAAAUUUUCAAUAAUGAUAAAAGAACUUAAAUUUGGAAACAUCCUAUAUCCUAGUACAUUUUUGUAUUUUCUGAAAAACUACAAUUGUCACUUACAACCUUCCUUGACUUGGAGCCUUAUUAUAAUUCUAUCGCUAUGUGAUAUUUCUGUUGAAGACUGCGAGUGUGUGCCCGUGAGUGUGAAGUUAGUACAUUUUCGUACAUUUGUGUACAUACGGCAAAAGAUAUAAGUUACACACAAAAAUAAAAUGGAAAGUGUUAAAAUCAAAUGCAAAUUAUGUAAUGUAACAUAAAAAUUCAAAAAUGGUCACUAAAAAUUCAAUUUUAGCAGAUUGUUGCCAUGAUUUAUUAAACAAAGCCAUCUAAUAUUAAACAACCAGCACAACCGUAGUAAGAACCAGCUGAAGACAUUCUCAGAACUUUCUACGAGUGUACGUAAGGGGUCAAACACGUUUGAUACCACGCCUCAGCACAGCGUUCAUACUAAACGUAUAAUUGUAGCUGUGCUGUAUAUCAUGUUUAUGAUGCUGAUGCGAGCUUACAAAUAACCAACCCUAUCAUAUAACCAGAUUUUUUUACACAUAUGCAACUUAUAUUUUUUACUGUGUGUGCGUAUACGUACUACGUAAAUUUAGUGUUAUUAAUUUUGCUGUCACUCAUUUUAGUUCUCUAGUUUUCAUGAUUAAUUAUCAUCAAAUGUAAGGAUAAUAUUUUUAUUUGUAUUGUGGAGUACCUUAUUUGAACAAGGCCGAAUUAAGGAUUUUUUAAAAUAAUGACUUCAAUUAACCUUUUUUUAUAAAGACUCAUGUUCAUAUUUUUGGGCAAUAUUCAGCACCCUGUGACAGUGUAAUAUAUAAGAAUACUCAGCCAAUUAUAUGAUUAGUAUCUUAAGUUGAUUCUACACAUAUUACAUUUAAAAAAAAUUGUAAUCAGU
Molecule: messenger RNA, 2105 nt
Organism: Hyposmocoma kahamanoa
Lineage: Eukaryota; Metazoa; Arthropoda; Insecta; Lepidoptera; Cosmopterigidae
Gene: myo
Product: growth/differentiation factor 8-like
Exons: 3
Coding region: 1-921 (306 amino acids)
Biological process (GO): SMAD protein signal transduction
Cellular component (GO): extracellular region
Molecular function (GO): cytokine activity; growth factor activity
Source: RefSeq, a predicted model, not a curated record